Molecule: messenger RNA, 3714 nt
Organism: Acomys russatus (golden spiny mouse)
Lineage: Eukaryota; Metazoa; Chordata; Mammalia; Rodentia; Muridae
Gene: Uspl1
Product: ubiquitin specific peptidase like 1
Exons: 9
Coding region: 269-3400 (1043 amino acids)
Biological process (GO): protein desumoylation; Cajal body organization
Cellular component (GO): Cajal body
Molecular function (GO): SUMO binding
Source: RefSeq, a predicted model, not a curated record
UCUGCAGGAAGGUGUUGGGAGGGGACCUCUUUGGCGGAGGACUCCCCAAGCGGAAGUUGCUUUCCUUAGCGGAGCCGCUGGGAGGGAGGAGCCGUCCAGGGGAACGUGGGUUGAACGUUACUGGUGGAUGGUUUGGAGCUCAAGGUGGAACAGGAGGAGUUCGGGCCGAUUCUAUAUGAAGAAGGGGUGUUCUUCGGGCCGGGUUCAUUGAAAAAUCCUUAGUGCUAUUGACAUGUUCCAAGUGACAUAAAUUAGCCAAUGACUCGGAAUGAUGGAUUCUCUGAAGAUUGGAAAUGGUUUGCCACUGGUUGGACCAGGGACUGAUAUAGGGACAUCUUCACUUCCCGUGCGGGGGUGCUUGGGAAAAAACUAUGAUUCAGCUAAAGUUCCAACAGAUGGCCUUUGUCCUGCUUGUCGAGCAAAAGGCAAGCUAAACGCCUUAAAAACUUACCGAAUUAGCUUCCAAGAAUCUAUCUUUUUGUGUGAGGAUCUUCAGUGCAUUUAUCCUUUGGGCUCUGAAUCACUUAUUAAUCUAAUUUCUCCUGAUUUGGAAGCUUGUCACAUUUCAAAUAAGCCUCAAAAAAGAAAGAGAUUGGAAACCAGCUGUAAGAAUUCACCUGUCCCAGUACAGUCUAAAAGGACUAGAAGCCACGGUGUCAACUAUAAUGGAGAAGUGUGUGGUGGCACCUCAUCAAACGUACCAGUUAGCCCUGGGCACCAGAGUCCAGGCAGGACGGCUGCUCCUGUGGAGCCGAGGAAGACUGUGGAAGCUGAUGACAUGGACUCAGCUGCUGCUGAGAAUCCUGCUCCAGUCAGCGUCUCUGCCGUGCUUCCCCAGGAUGAAAGACGUGUGCUGGAGACACCAUCCCAGAGCAGGUGUUUGCCACCUUGCCAGACUGCCUGUGUGCAGUGGAGGAACACACAGGCGCUCUGCUGGCUAGACUGCAUCCUCUCCGUCCUGGUGCACUUGGAGGUGCUGAAGAACACCGUGGUGGAGGCCUGCUCCAGAGAGGAGUGCGUGUUUGCGAGGCUAUUGGAAGCGUACCAGCACGCAGAGAGGCUUCUGCACACCCAUCAGCGGCACGGCCUCACAGGUGAAGAUUGUAAAAAACUGACUUCAGAAAUAUUUACAGAGAUAGACACCUGUCUGAGUAAAGUGAGAGGUGAAAUUUUUACUAAACUUCAGCCCAUGCUUAGAUGUACAUUAGGCGAGAUGGAAAGUCCUGUGUACGCACUUCCCAAGCUGCUGAAGCUACAGCCUCUUGUUGAAAAGCUCUUUACAUAUUCCUUUUCUUGGAAUUUUAAAUGUUCCCAUUGUGGGCACCAGUAUCAAAACAGGUGCCACAAGAAUCUGGUCACCUUUACAAAUGUUGUUCCUGAGUGGCACCCGCUCAAUGCUGCCCAUUUUGGUCCAUGUAACAGCUGCAACAGUAAAUCACAAAUAAGAAAAAUGGUGUUGGAAAGGGCAUCGCCCAUAUUCAUGCUGCACUUUGUGGAAGGCUUACCGAGGAAGGAUUUGAGGCACUACGCAUUUCACUUUGAAGGUAGUCUUUAUCAAGUCACGUCUGUAGUCCAGUACCAAGCAAAUGACCAUUUUAUAACGUGGAUUUUAGAUGCUGACGGGAGUUGGCUGGAGUGUGAUGACUUAAAGGGUCCAUGUGCUAAAAGGCACAUGGCAUGUGGCGUGCCUGCAUCAGAGAUGCAUAUUGUUGUUUGGGAAAGGCGGUCUCAGGUGCCAGCUGCAGAAGCUUCCCGCCUUCCACGCACAAAGGCGGCUGUGCAGCCUGCGCCAGCUGAGGAGCUGCUGACUUCUCCCUCCACUUCACAGCCCACAGUUGCCCAGCCCACACAUAUGCCAGUCACUCCUCAGACUCUUCCAGAAGCCCAAGUUGGAGCUCAUCGACAGAGUGCACUUUCAGGAUCAAAAGACUCGGUGGAAAGCUUUUUACCCUCAGCACUGGAAGAGCCUGUCCAGGAAGCUGCCUCUGUUUUUCAGAUUGACUCCACAGACUGCCUGUUGGAAGACACACCUGUGACAGGAAGCUCAGGGCUCGUGAGAGCACCUGCCCUGCCACCACAGGCCUCCCUGGGGACUUCCUUACUGUCUAACUCCUGUGAAGGAGAGCCUGUCGCUCCGGGUGUGGAUUCAGGUUUCACAUCCCACACUGGGAGCGCAGACCUGCAGGGAGGAGGUGCUAUGGGUCCUAACCCUGGGACUGAUGCCCAGACUCCCAUUCCUACUCAGGAGCUCAAGUCCACAGCACCUGAGAAGGACACUCAGGUACAGUUGCUGCCAUGGAGAACUGAGACGUUAAACCCUGAGCAACCUGGGAAAUCUCAGGCAUCUCAUUUGAGAAAAAGAGAAACCACAGCCAGGUCAGCACAGAGUCAGCUCCCUAAAGACAGUCAGAAGAAAGCGUUCGUGGGCAGUUGGGUGAAAGGGCUAUUGAGCAGGGGUUGCAACACCUUUAUGCCGCCCUGCGUUUUAGCUCAGAGCAGAGCGGUAACUGACCUGCAGCCCUUGGUGAAAGGAGCCAAUAAUUUUGAUGGCUUUAAGACGAAAAGUGUAAACCGGAAAGCUAAGAGGAUGUCCCGGAAAGCUAAGCAUGUGGACAAGCCGUCUCCAAGCAGCGGCUCUCCACCGCCGGGUAGCACAGCUGCCCUGCCACAUGCUGGUGGGAGUACCUCACCAGCCCUGUUGACGGGGCAGGAAGGCUCUUGUGCAGCUCCCCCCAGCCUCAGUUCCCACAGCAGUGAAAGCGCCAUCUCUCCAGCAAGCCGUGGAGAUGCAGCUGCAGAUCAGGUCCAUAAGCUUCGGCUCAGACUUCUUAAAAAAUUAAAAGCAAAAAAGAAGAAACUAGCUGCCCUCAUGUCCUCCCCACACCAUGAAACACCCACAAGUGACCAUUCAGAGCCUGUGUCCCAUUGUGGCUCUCCAAAUGACUGCGAGUCCAUAGAAGACCUCCUAAAUGAGCUGCAGCAUCAAAUCGACCUCGCAGACGGCAAAGCCGGGUGUUCCUCUGCUCCUGGUGGCACCUCAUGUGGCAGCCAGAGUCACGAGGAGAUUUUAGCAGAGUUGCUGUCACCUACAGCCCUGGCAGAGCCCUCAGGAGGUGUGGAGUCUGAGCUGAGGUACUUGGAAAUGGGGGAUAGCGCCCCAUCACCAGGAUUCAGUGCUGCUCCCCAGAGCACAUGUCUGAGGCAGGACCAUACUUACUGCAGCCCCAGGAAGGGCCAGUGUGCCGCUGAGCUGUGCCCAGCCUCAAACAGUGCCUGUAUAGGAGCCUUGAACUUGGGGAGCCCCAUGAAGAGUGAUCUUUUUGAUGACUUUUUCCCCUCUUUGCCAGAUGACACAUUAGACAUACCUCAUUUCGAUGACUCUCUGUUUGAGAGUUGCUGAGCACGUGCAAGUGUUUUAGUUGAGUCCUGACCACUGCUGCUAGGAGGAUGUGACUUGUGGUGCAGUCGCUGCAGUGCACAGCCAUGUGCCCUGCCUUGGGGAAUCUGUAAGCUGCUGGGGUCUCCCUUUGGUUCUGCCUGUGAACAUGGGGUCUGCUGCAAAUUAAAGCCUCGGCCUUGUCUCUCCGUCUCAGUCUGUGAUUGUAGAAGAACAGCAGUUUGGGGCGAUGGCUCAGGUGGUAAAGCCCUCACUCUGCAAGCAUGGCGGCCUGACUCAGUUCCCAGAAGCAGGGUGAAGAGCCAGACAUGGCAGUG